Messenger RNA from Purpureocillium takamizusanense, 2274 nucleotides. RefSeq lists its product as uncharacterized. The coding region runs from base 1 to 2058 and encodes 685 amino acids. NCBI's taxonomy places the organism in Eukaryota, Fungi, Ascomycota, Sordariomycetes, Hypocreales, Ophiocordycipitaceae. Gene Ontology annotation, biological process: DNA-templated transcription; regulation of DNA-templated transcription. Gene Ontology annotation, molecular function: DNA-binding transcription factor activity, RNA polymerase II-specific; zinc ion binding; DNA binding. The record is from RefSeq and is a predicted model, not a curated record. The transcript is spliced from 5 exons.
AUGUCUGCAGGCUCAGACGGCGGCGGCCAUGCCUCAUCCGCACGGGCAAGUCGCCGAAAGGCGUGCGACUUGUGCUUCAAGAAAAAGAUCAAGUGCGACAUGGUCCAGCCCGUCUGCUCCAACUGCAUCCUCUACAAGACGGAUUGUCGCACAAGCAUCAUCCGCCGCAAGGGCCCUGGCCUUGGACCCAAGGCCAACAACAAGGCGCCUCAUCAACCCCUCGCGGCUCAUCAGCCGGACAAGGCACCACCUUCUGAAACCAGGAGCUCUGCGCCAGCCGACUCAUCAACAGAGGACCGGCUGUCGCGCAUCGAGAAGCAACUUCAGCAGAUCAUCGAAAUCACCAAGCUGUCCCGGACAGACACGCGGCUCACCCCGCUCAACCCCGACGACGAUGUCAGCGGCUCCGCAAGCAACACGAGCCCCGAAGACGUGGACAGCAGCACCAUCGACAGGACGAAUGGAGCCGAGACGACGAGCUCCGUGCAGUGCUACUCCUGUCCCAGCGACGAGUUCCCGCUGCCUCCGCUCGAGGAGGCCAUCCCCCUUGUGAACCACUACUUUUCCAUCUUCAACCUCGUCGUUCCCCUCUUUGAGCAGAGGGCGUUCAUGCAGCUGCUGAGCGACUUUUAUCAGGGGGGUCAGUCUCGGACCAAGGCUGCCUGGGCUGCCAUCCAGGUCGUCUUGAGCCUCGGCCUGCGGACGGCCACGCCCGAGGCCCUGCAGGACGGCGGCGGGCCGGAUCGCUUCCACCGCGCGAACCUUUACCUCAAAAACGCCCAGUCCGUGGUUUCGGAUCUGGUCACGCGCGACGAAGAUUUGCUGGGCAUCCAGGUCCUGUUGGGCAUUGUGAUUUUGUUCCAGAACAGCAGCGAUCCGAAGCCAGCGAGCGUCGUCAUUGGGACUGCCAUGAGACUGGCGCACCGGCUGCAGCUGCACUCGGAGGUGGCCACGAAACAUUUCACAGCCGAGGAGAACCUCCAAAGGUCCAGAAUAUUUUGGAUCGCCUACACGUUUGACAAGGACAUUUCGCUGCGCAUCAAGGCUCCGUCAAUACAGUCAGACGCAGACAUAGAUGUGUCGCUCCCGUCCCUUACAGUCUCUGAUGGCAUUGGCCUCAUAUGGUCGCAAGACGGCACCUCCCACUUCAAUUACCACCGUCUUCGCGUCGACCUCGCCCACAUCGAGGGCCAGAUCUACGACCUCCUUUGCUCCAACCGCGCCAGCAGAGCCCCUGCCGAGGAACGCAAGCGCAGAAUCUGCCGGCUCCAGAUCCAACUCAACCGGUGGUACGAGCGCGUGCCGCCCGCGUUCCAGAUUGAUCACGCGGCCACGAAGCUCGCGCCGACCGAGCUCACCAUCGUCACCAAGAUGCACCAUGCGUACCUCCUCGCGACGGUCAUGACGCAUGGCCUCUACAGCCACAACGCUGAAUGGCUCAAGAUGAUUAACUCUCGGAAUCAGGGCGCCAUCGAAGACCUUGCGCAAGCAAUGGACAGCUGCGCGACCAAGGCCCAAACGCCGCCGUUCCCUGGCGGCUGGAGUAGGUGUGUUGAAUUGAGUCGUGGGUGCAUGGAGCUCUUUGAGAAGUCUACCCCGACUGAAUGCCUGGUGUGGCAAUGCUGCUGCCCGCACUUCUCCGGCCUCAUCGUCCUGCUGGCCAACAUGCUCAUCAAACCGGCCCACGAGUAUAUCUCGCUCGACCAACACCUCACCACCAAGGCCAUUCAGCUAUUUGACAGGCUUUUGGAGUUCAACCCAUCAGAGUCGAUCCAGAAGAUACGCGCCAUUGUCGGCGGGCUCUACGACCGGGCGUUUGAAGAGGUCGGCCGCGUCAGCGCCGAGAAGGCAGAGGCAGAUGCAAAGGCCGGGUUCCCGUCGCCCGGCAUUGGCAUGUUCUACGAUGCUGCCAGCGAGGAGUUCUUUGUAGAGCAGCUCAAGAGUACGCAGCCGGACUUUGCGCCCGGAGGGUUCGAUCCGUACGCGUGGGAGCGGCAAGGCGCGGCGUCGAUGGAUUGGGGCUGGGGAUUGGAUGCCGUGGACGAGACGCCUCCAUGAGAAGAUUUUCAACUUUGACUGAGCUGAGCAGCAGCUGGCUGCCAAUUCUAAGCUACGUUUGGAUCUCAAUGGAAGCGGUUGAAGCGACUAGAUUGUCAUACGUCUGGUCUGGGGCGUUCAGGCUUUCUUCAAUUGAGGAUCAAGGCGGUUGCUGGCGGGCAACGGGAUACGAGCGACAUACCAUCUCCGAUCAGCUUAAUGUAUAUAUAGAUGUUC